Drosophila grimshawi is the source of this 2280-nucleotide messenger RNA. RefSeq names its product sporozoite surface protein 2. NCBI's taxonomy places the organism in Eukaryota, Metazoa, Arthropoda, Insecta, Diptera, Drosophilidae. The annotation marks the transcript as partial. Gene Ontology annotation, molecular function: transferase activity. The transcript is spliced from 3 exons. The record is from RefSeq and is a predicted model, not a curated record.
CCCAACGCACCAGUUGAUCCAAAUACACCAGUCGACCCCAACGCACCAGUUGAUCCUAACGCACCAGUAGAUCCCAAUGCACCCGUUGAUCCCAACGUACCAGUAGAUCCCAAUGAACCAGUCGAUCCCAGUGCACCUGUGAAUCCUGAAGGAACUACAGUAUCUCCUGUCGACCCCAAUGCACCAUUAGAUCCCAACGCACCAGUCGAUCCUAAUGCACCAGUAGAUCCUAAUGCACCAGUAGAUCCCAAUGCACCCGUUGAUCCCAACGCACCAGUUGAUCCCAACGCACCAGUCGACCCCAACGCGCCAGUUGAUCCCAACGCACCAGUAGAUCCCAACGCACCAGUCGAUCCCAGUGUACCUGUGAAUCCUGAAGGAACUACAGUAUCUCCUGUCGACCCCAAUGCACCAUUAGAUCCCAACGCACCAGUCGAUCCUAAUACACCAGUAGACCCCAGCGCACCAGUCGACCCCAACGCACCAGUUGAUCCAAAUGCACCAGUCGACCCCAACGCACCAGUUGAUCCUAACGCACCAGUAGAUCCCAAUGCACCCGUUGAUCCCAACGCACCAGUUGAUCCAAAUGCACCAGUCGACCCCAACGCACCAGUUGAUCCUAAUGCACCAAUAGAUCCAAAUGCACCAGUCGACCCCAACGCACCAGUUGAUCCUAAUGCACCAAUAGAUCCCAAUGCACCAGUUGAUCCCAACGCACCAGUAGAUCCCAACGCACCAGUCGAUCCCAGUGCACCUGUGAAUCCUGAAGGAACUACAGUAUCUCCUGUCGACCCCAAUGCACCAGUAGAUCCCAACGCACCAGUUGAUCCUAAUACACCAGUCGACCCCAACGCACCAGUCGAUCCUAAUGCACCAGUCGACCCCAACGCACCAGUUGAUCCUAAUGGACCAGUAGAUCCCAAUGCACCCGUUGAUCCCAACGCACCAGUUGAUCCUAAUGCACCAGUGGAUCCCAACGCACCAGUUGAUCCUAAUACACCAGUCGACCCUAACGCCCCAGUAGAUCCCAACGCACCAGUCGAUCCCAGUUCACCUGUGAAUCCUGAAGGAACUACAGUAUCUCCUGUCGACCCCAAUGCACCAUUAGAUCCCAACGCACCAGUUGAUCCUAAUACACCAGUCGACCCUAACGCACCAGUCGAUCCUAAUGCACCAGUAGACCCCAACGGACCAGUCGACCCUAACGCUCCAGUAGAUCCCAGCGCACCAGUCGACCCUAACGCACCAGUCGACCCUAACGCACCAGGCGAUCCUAAUGCACCAGUCAACCCCAACGCACCAGUUGAUCCUAAUGGACCAGUUGAUCCUAAUGCACCAGUGGAUCCCAACGCACCAGUUGAUCCUAAUACACCAGUCGACCCUAACGCACCAGUCGAUCCUAAUGCACCAGUCGACCCCAACGCACCAGUUGAUCCUAACGCACCAGUAGAUCCCAAUGCACCCGUUGAUCCCAACGCACCAGUUGAUCCUAAUGCACCAGUGGAUCCCAACGCACCAGUUGAUCCUAAUACACCAGUCGACCCUAACGCCCCAGUAGAUCCCAACGCACCAGUCGAUCCCAGUGCACCUGUGAAUCCUGAAGGAACUACAGUAUCUCCUGUCGACCCCAAUGCACCAUUAGAUCCCAACGCACCAGUUGAUCCUAAUGCACCAGUCGACCCUAACGCACCACUCGAUCCUAAUGCACCAGUCGACCCCAACGCACCAGUUGAUCCUAAUGGACCAGUAGAUCCCAAUGCACCCGUUGAUCCCAACGCACCAGUUGAUCCUAAUGCACCAGUCGAUCCGAACGCACCAAGUGAUCCAAAUGCACCAGUCGACCCCAACGCACCAGUUGAUCCUAAUGCACCCGUAGAUCCCAACGCACCAGUUGAUCCCAACGCACCAGUCGAUCCCAGUUCACCUGUGAAUCCUGAAGGAACUACAGUAUCUCCUGUCGACCCCAAUGCACCAUUAGAUCCCAACGCACCAGUUGAUCCUAAUACACCAGUCGACCCUAACGCUCCAGUAGAUCCCAAUGCACCAGUCGACCCUAACGCACCAGUCGACCCCAACGCACCAGUUGAUCCUAAUGCACCAGUCGACCCCAACGCACCAAUUGAUCCUAAUACACCAAUCCCAACGCACCAGUUGAUCCAAAUGCACCAGUCGAUCCGAACGCACCAGUUGAUCCUAACGCACCAGUCGACCCCAACGCACCAGUUGAUCCUAAUGCACCAGUCGACCCUAACGCACCAGUGGAUCCUAACGCACCAGUAG